AUGAAUCUUCGAGAUCUCUCCUCAUUUCCCUGUUUACUCUCAAUAUUAUUGCCCACAGUGCUCUCACAAGGAGUCACAAGUUCCGAUGGAUUCAUUGAGAAGUUGUUAGCCGAAAAUCGGAAUCCAUUACAGGAAUAUAUGGGCGGUGGUUUAUUUGAAUGUUCGAUUGCUUACAUGCGAAUGAUGACACAAAUCAAUGCACAUUUGAGACUGAGUACACAAGAAAAGAAAGAACUUUUCGAUUCAUCGAAUGAGUCGCCAAUGAAUCGAGCACUUUCACAACAAUUCCCAGUUGAGCACAUGGUGCCCGUCGAAUUGUCAGCGAAAUUGAUGGACAUAAUGGACAGUUGUGAUCGAUUGCUUUUGCUGAAAAUGGCCACAGUGAAAAGUGGAGGAGGGAAUGAAGGAGAAUUGAGCAAACUAUUGCUCAAAUUCCACGAGACAGCGCACACCGAGAAACGACGACGG
Molecule: messenger RNA, 468 nt
Organism: Mesorhabditis belari
Lineage: Eukaryota; Metazoa; Nematoda; Chromadorea; Rhabditida; Rhabditidae
Source: the annotation of a GenBank genome assembly